AUGGUGAGCCUGCAUGUCCUGGUUGUGAGCUUGGCCCUCUUUGUUCGGAUACUCGUUGGGUAUCAGCAUCACUCUGGUGAAGACAAUUACCAUGGAAGCAAAAGGGCAUAUGGUGGUGACUAUGAGGCUCAGAGGCAUUGGAUGGAACUGACUUGGCAUCUCCCAAUUGGAGAUUGGUAUUGGUAUGACUUGCAGUACUGGGGACUCGAUUAUCCACCCUUAACUGCAUACGUAUCCUAUGUGUGUGGAGCUUUGUCCGAAUGGCUGGUGGGACCCGGAACAGUCGCCUUGUUCAAGUCGAGGAGAUAUGAAGGAGAUCCCACUCACAAAGCCUUUAUGAGGGCAACAGUGUGGGUUCUUGAUGCUCUAAUCUAUUUUCCCGCUGUAUUUUUCAUACUCAAAGUAUUGUGGCAACUCAAAAGACAAGAAUCAUCAUCCACCAACGAGUUUCUCAUUGCCGUCCUCGUGGCAUUGCUACAACCCAGCAUCAUCCUCAUUGAUCAUGGACACUUCCAGUACAAUACCGUUGCAUUGGGACUGUCGCUGUGGAGUCUCUUCUUCAUUGCUCAUCCCAGCUUCUUCCUCAGCUGUAUCUAUGGAUCCGUCUUUUUCAGUCUUGCUCUCAACUUUAAACAAAUGACACUAUACUACGCUCCCGUCAUUUUCGCAUACUUGCUCGGUCGAUGUCUCGCCUUCAACAACGGCAGCAAAAUACCCCUUUGGCAGCAAGGUUUGGAACGAUUUGCAGCACUCGGAGGGACUGUUAUCAUUACGUUUGUACAGUUGUGGUGGCCAUUUCUACUCUACGGACCACGAGACAACCUCAGCUUGGUGGAAGAUGGCAGCCGCAACGCUCUGCGUACGAUGCUGCAGCGUGGAACACAUGUCCUACGUCGUAUUUUCCCACUUGAACGAGGGCUUUUUGAAGGCAAAGUCUCCAACCUCUGGUGUGCAUUGGACACCAAACCAAUCAACAUUCGAGAUCGAAUCCCUGCCGAUGUUCAGCCCCUGGCAGCUUUGGCUGCAACCUUUUUGCUCAUGAUGCCAUCCUGCAUUGCUCUCUUCCUGAUUGGCAGAGCAUCCGAACAGCGAAAGGAAGCAGCAACUAGGCAACACGCCGCUGAUCUCAAAUCUCUCCUGUGGGGCUGCACCAGUUGUGCAUUUGCAUUCUUCUUGGCGAGCUUCCAAGUUCAUGAAAAGAGUAUUCUAUUGGCACUGGCACCGGCGUCUCUCCUGGUAUGGGAGGAUGUUGUGUUCUGCGACUGGAUGGCCGUGGUUGCCACUUGGACCAUGUGGCCGCUUUUGGUGGUCGACAGAUUACAACUACCCUAUGUCUGCACCCUGAUUAUCUUUGCCACAGCCAUCACACAAUUACGAACUACUCCCCUUCUUCAAACCAUAACCAUGAAGCCUACUGAUGGAGACUGGGUAGCAUGGUGUUGGAAGAUUCUAUGUCAGCUGAGUUUGGCUGCAAUGCUGGUCCUCCAUGCGCUGGAGAUGGUUGUGCCUGUACCCUCCCAUUUGCCAGACCUGUUCCCUGUACUUUGGAGCAUUGGUGGGUGCGCACUCUGCUGCUUGGCGUGGCUCAGAACUGUGGGAUCUCUCCUGACUGAGGGACGGAGCGCCCUGCAAAAGCCAAAGAAUGAUUGA
Seminavis robusta is the source of this 1650-nucleotide messenger RNA. The record is from the annotation of a GenBank genome assembly. NCBI's taxonomy places the organism in Eukaryota, Bacillariophyta, Bacillariophyceae, Naviculales, Naviculaceae.